Molecule: messenger RNA, 1572 nt
Organism: Entrophospora candida
Lineage: Eukaryota; Fungi; Glomeromycota; Glomeromycetes; Entrophosporales; Entrophosporaceae
Source: the annotation of a GenBank genome assembly
AUGAUUUCUAUAGAUCAAUGGGAUGAUUUGGUGUUUCCAGAUAACGUUAGCUUACAAAGAACUGUUAACGAUGUGCUAGAAAAUUUUCGCCAAGCGAAAGAAACGAUUUCCAAUAUUCAAAUUAGAGACGAGAUUUCAAAUUCAUCAACUAAAUUAUUUGAUGAAUUUGAUAUCGAAAUCUUAAACAAUACGCUUAAUGAUAGAAGUAACGAGUUGAAUGGAUUAAUCGAAAAAAAGGCCAACGAGUCUUUAAGAAUGUCAAUGUACAUUAAAGACCUUGCGGAAUAUUUCAAGGUGAUCUCCCAAAAAAAUACUAGUGUAGAUGUUAUAUUGGAAACAUUGUCAACAUCAUUGGAUUUAGCAAAAGAAAGGAAAUCCAUCGCAGAAAAAUUAAAGGAUGGUUUCAAUCAAUUUAUCAUUCCAGGCUCCAAUUACUUUGGUAUUGCUAUCGCUGACCCGCCUAUUAACAACAAAGAGUUCAAAAGAUCGAGAAGAAAAGCGACUUCUUUUAAUAUAAUUUUAUUACUAUGCGCAUUAAUUAUCUUUGCUAUAGCUUAUAUUUCUCCUAUUUACAUUGACAACCCAAUAUCUAAAUUUGGAGACUUCGGUAAUACAACAUCGAUUGGAAAUAAAGGUUUCAAUAAUACAUCACCGACUGAAAAUGAAGGCAGUGGCGAUAAAACUGAUAAGAGUGGUAUUCCACAUAAUGUAACUGAAAACUGGAUAAAAAAUUGGGCCAAUACUUUCCUCUUCUAUAUUAAAUCUAAAUUUGAAGGCAGUAAUACUACAACACAGGCUGGGAAUGAAGGUAAUGACAAUACAGUGACUGGGAAUGAAGGUAAUGGCAAUAUAAAUGGUGAAAAAGAAACUCACAAUGAUACAAAACCAACUGAGGCUGAAAGCUGUACGAAGAAAAAAAGUCGGUACGGUAAUUUCCUUGGCAAACCUGAAUUUGAAGGCAGUAAUACUACAACACAGACUGGGAAUGAAGGUCGUGCAAAUACAAAGGAUGACAAAGAAACUCCCCCUGAUGACGUAAAACCAACUAAAACUGAAAACUGUACGAAGAAAGAAGAAAUAGAAACCCUCCCUAAUGACAUAAAACCAACUGAAACUAAAGGCCAUGACAAUAAUACAUCUCAAGUCAAUAAUGUUAAUUAUAGCAAUAACUUUAUUAUAAUCAUUAUUGGUGUCGUAGUUGUAACUUUAUUGUUGAAGAAAGUUAAUGAAUUAUCUCAAGAGAAUACAACAGAUCAAUCCACUGAAGAAAAGAAAGAAAAAGAAAAAUUGUUACGAUGUAAUGAAAUUAUUAACAACAAGUUACCGGCUAUCGCCACAAACGCAGACAUUUUAUACCAAUUUUGGGAACAAAUUAUUCCAAUUCUUGAAUCACAUAUUGAGGCUCUAGAAUCAGUAAACGGACAGACGGAUAUCAAGUUACCCCAACUUUAUGUAAGAAUAAAAGAAAAAUGGUUAGAAGAAGAAAAUAAUUGCAAAUCAAGUUACUAUGCGUUAAAAAAUAGCGUGGCGAAAAAUGGUCUAAUGUUUAAUGAAACAAAUAAUUCAAAUUAA